CCCGCCCCCUUGACACGGUCUCGAGCCGCCGCAGCGAGAGCAUCAUCCUCCUGACAGAGACCCGCUCGAGCCGCUGCCGCCCGCCCUGCCCGGCCUCCGCCGCCCGCCCGCUCCCGCCGCCGCCGCCUCCACCGAGGGAAGGGAAGCGUAUCGUAUGUCCGCUAUCCAGAACCUCCACUCCUUCGACCCCUUUGCGGAUGCAAGUAAGGGUGAUGACUUGCUCCCCGGCGGCACUGAGGAUUACAUCCAUAUAAGGAUCCAGCAGCGCAACGGCCGCAAGACCCUCACCACGGUCCAGGGCAUCGCGGAUGACUACGACAAAAAGAAGCUGGUGAAGGCCUUCAAGAAGAAAUUUGCUUGCAAUGGUACUGUGAUUGAACACCCAGAAUAUGGAGAAGUGAUUCAGCUGCAGGGUGACCAGCGCAAGAACAUAUGCCAGUUCCUCAUCGAGAUUGGUCUGGCUAAAGACGACCAGCUGAAGGUCCAUGGGUUUUAAGUGCCUGUGGAUCUCUGACACGUUAAGUGAGAGGACUGCCUUGCAAUGAGUAAAAUCCCAUUCUGUCCCUUGUCAUAAGUUUAAAGCCAGCUGGAUUGUGUAAUGUAACCAUCUGAAGUCCGCUGUCUAGUCUGGACUAGUGUAACUCGGCGAUGUAAUAAACUGGCCAGAGCCAUGCUGUCUCGUCUUGCUGUCCCUCAUUUAAACCGAGGUAAAUCAGGCAGUGUCCAGCCUGAGGCUAAAAAUAACAGAAGUUUGUGUUAAGUCCAGGGACUCAACAUGUCUGUCCAGAGACUGUUUGUCUGAAUCUCUCUUCAGUCCAGCGUCCUUUCCAUUUAAAUGGACUUUAAUACUUGAGGUGCCUAUUGUGGUCCUAAAUGGCAGGAGGCACCAAACAUGAGCUGUGACACUGAAUGGGGAAAUAGCAUCCUGUAGGCAGGGUUGGCUUCUGGAGGUGUCGUGGGCUAGGCGCAAACUGACUGACCAAGAAGAGCAACUGAAGAAAUCUGCCUUAGGCCAUACCUGGAAGAAGGGCUUCUCCAAGGCUGAAUGUCUCGACCUCGGGCCAAGUCAGCUGUUGGUAUCCUUAAACCCAAAGCUACGGGAGUAGAGUGCUCAAAGGAAACAUUACCUUGGGUUAAACUUCUGACAAGGGAUCAAUUUUGGAUCAUUGUAGAUAGAGCUGCAGAGCUUACAUGUUACUAGUAACUGCUGCCCAAUGCCCUGUGAAGCAACAGAUUCUUCGUUUCAGUUUUAAUGUUGUAUGUAAUGUAUUUAAACCCUUAUUUAAAUAAAAAUGGUUUUCAAAAACA
Mauremys mutica (yellowpond turtle) is the source of this 1308-nucleotide messenger RNA. It is a transcript of the gene EIF1, whose product is annotated as eukaryotic translation initiation factor 1. Gene Ontology annotation, biological process: translational initiation. The record is from RefSeq and is a predicted model, not a curated record. Lineage: Eukaryota; Metazoa; Chordata; Testudines; Geoemydidae. Gene Ontology annotation, cellular component: eukaryotic 43S preinitiation complex. Gene Ontology annotation, molecular function: RNA binding; ribosomal small subunit binding; translation initiation factor activity. The transcript has 4 exons. The coding region runs from base 155 to 496 and encodes 113 amino acids.